AUGCCGGGUGAAAGAUUCCUGCGCGCGGGCUGGCGGGCGGCCAAGGAGUCUCUCAGUGUUCUUGCUUCUUUUCCUCCUGCUCCGGAUACCGAACGCCUCGGUGGCCUUGCUGGCGACGAUGGUGCAGGCGCGGUGUUGACACUGAUGAUGCGGAUGGUGGCAGUGGUAGUGGUGACAGCGGCGAGGGUGUGGGAGUGGCUACGACUCCGGUCGACUCUGUGA
Penicillium concentricum is the source of this 222-nucleotide messenger RNA. RefSeq lists its product as uncharacterized. The record is from RefSeq and is a predicted model, not a curated record. NCBI's taxonomy places the organism in Eukaryota, Fungi, Ascomycota, Eurotiomycetes, Eurotiales, Aspergillaceae. The coding region runs from base 1 to 222 and encodes 73 amino acids. The transcript has a single exon.